UCCACUCGCUCCGCGUCUCCCACACAGUCCGGUCCAGUCCGGCCGCAUCCACGGCCGCGCCGCGUCACCGCUCCUUCCCCGUCCCCGUACCACCACGGCACCACCGCAUCUGGCCUGGCCGCCUCCCACAUUCCCUCUUCUUUACUCGAGGUGGCAAGCGAGGCGCCUCGCUUUCCGCUUUCCGCCCCAUCGCUGCCGCUCCCGCCGCCGCCAUCCGAUCCCCCCCGAUCCGGCAUUGCGCGAUGGCGCUGCUGAUGCGGCCGCGCUGCUUCUGCUACUCCGUCCUGCUGCCGCCGCUGCUGGUGCUUGCGACUCUUGCGGCUGCGUCGGGCGCCGCCGCGGACGCCGGCGGCAGGGAAGUGGAGCGGACCUACAUCGUGCGGGUGGACGCGGACGCGAAGCCGUCGGUGUACCCGACCCACGCGCACUGGUACGAGGCGGCGGUGCUGGCGGCGGCCGGGGACGAUGCGGGGGGCUGGCCGGAGGGGGGCCCGCUGAUCCACACCUACUCGGCCGCCUUCCACGGCUUCUCCGCGCGGAUGUCCCCCGCGGCCGCCGCCGCGCUGGCCUCCGCCCCGGGGGUGGCGGCCGUGGUGCCCGAGCGCGUGCGGCGCCUCGCCACCACGCGCUCCCCGAGGUUCCUCGGCCUGCUCUCCUCCCCGCCCUCCGCGCUGCUGGCGGACUCCGACUUCGGGGCCGACCUCGUCAUCGCCAUCGUCGACACCGGCAUCUCCCCCGCGCACCGCAGCUUCCACGACCGCGGGCUCGGCCCUGUUCCGGCCCGGUGGCGCGGGGUGUGCGCGUCGGGUCCCGGGUUCCCGCCGACCUCCUGCAACCGCAAGCUCGUCGGCGCGCGGUUCUUCUCAAAGGGGUACGAGGCCACCUCGGGGCGUAUGAACGAGACCGCCGAGGUCAGGUCACCGCUCGACACCGACGGCCACGGGACGCACACCGCGUCCAUCGCCGCGGGGAGGUACGUGUUCCCGGCGUCCACGCUCGGGUACGCGCGCGGGGUGGCGGCUGGGAUGGCGCCCAAGGCGCGCCUGGCCGCGUACAAGGUGUGCUGGGUCGGCGGGUGCUUCGACUCCGACAUCCUCGCGGCCUUCGACGCGGCUGUUGCAGACGGCGUCGAUGUGGUCUCGCUCAGCGUCGGCGGCGUGGUCGUGCCGUACUACCUCGACGCCAUUGCCAUUGGGGCGUUCGGCGCGACCGAGGCGGGGAUCGUCGUGUCGGCUUCGGCCGGCAACGGCGGUCCCGGCGGGCUCACCGUGACCAAUGUGGCGCCCUGGAUGGCCACCGUCGGGGCCGGGUCCAUGGACCGCGCGUUCCCGGCCAACGUGCGGCUCGGCGACGGCCAGGUGCUCGACGGCGUGAGCGUGUACGGGGGCCCCGCGCUCGAGACAGGCAAUAUGUACGAGCUGGUGUACGCGGGGGCCAGCGGCGGCGGCGGCGCGUCCUCGUCCGCGGCCGACGGCUACUCGGCGUCGAUGUGCCUGGACGGGUCGCUGAACCCGGCCGCGGUGCGCGGCAAGAUCGUGGUGUGCGACCGCGGCGUGAACUCGCGCGCCGCCAAGGGCGACGUGGUCCGCCGCGCGGGCGCCAUCGGGAUGGUGCUGGCCAACGGGGCGUUCGACGGCGAGGGCCUCGUCGCCGACUGCCACGUCCUGCCGGCGACCGCCGUCGGCGCUGCCGCGGGCGAGAAGCUCCGCAAGUACAUCGCGUCGUCCACGAAGCAGAGGCCAGCCACGGGCACCAUCGUGUUCGAAGGCACCCACCUCGGCGUGCACCCGGCGCCGGUGGUGGCCGCGUUCUCGGCGCGCGGCCCGAACCCGCAGUCCCCGGAGAUUCUCAAGCCGGACCUGAUAGCCCCCGGCCUCAACAUCCUGGCCGCGUGGCCCAGCGGCGUGGGCCCGGCCGGCAUUCCCUCGGACACCCGGCGCACCGAGUUCAACAUCCUCUCGGGCACCUCCAUGGCCUGCCCGCACGUGUCCGGCCUCGCCGCGCUGCUCAAGGCCGCGCAUCCGACCUGGAGCCCGGCGGCUAUCAAGUCGGCGCUGAUGACCACGGCCUACGUGAGGGACAACCGCAACGGGACGAUGGUGGACGAGUCGACGGGCGCGGUGGCCGGCGCGUUCGACUUCGGCGCCGGGCACGUGGACCCGAUGCGCGCCAUGGACCCGGGGCUCGUCUACGACAUCGCCCCGCGGGACUACAUCAGCUUCCUGUGCAACCUCAACUACACGGAGCAGAACAUCCGCGCCAUCACGCGGCGCCAGGCGGACUGCCGCGGCGCGCGGCGCGCCGGGCACGCGGGGAACCUCAAUUACCCGUCCCUCUCCGCCACGUUCGCCGCCGCCGGCGCCGGGACGGCGGCGGCGACGAUGAGGACCCACUUCAUCCGGACGGCGACCAACGUCGGCGGCGGGCGGGCGGUGUACCGCGCGUCGGUGAGCGCCCCCGAGGGGUGCAACGUGACGGUGCAGCCCCGGCAGCUGGCGUUCCGGCGCGACGGGCAGCGGCUGAGCUUCACGGUGCGGGUGGAGGCCGCGGUGGCGCCCGGGGAGAGGAUGGAGCCCGGGAGCUCGGAGGUGCGGAGCGGCGCGCUGACGUGGAGCGACGGCAGGCACGUCGUCCGCAGCCCGAUCGUGGUGACGGUGCAGGCGCCGUUGCAGUGAGAGGCCGUGGCCGUGGACCUUGCGUCCGUGUCCGUAAGGUAUUAGUGCUGUUUGAUUUAAGGUUGGUAUUAGCUGUAGUAUACGCCAUGGAAGAGCUGUAUAAUUAGUAGUAUUAGCUACGUAAGCUAUACGGGAAGACUGGAACUCUGGCUCGGAGUUCUCUACUUCUCUGGCCUCCUCCCUUUCUGAUCCUCGUGCUUUCAUUUCCCACCCUUUUCUGAAGCAUGGCAGUGUGCGGUUUUUGCAGCGGUUCAACGGGGUUAUGGGAGGGUGUUUCUCAAGCA
Panicum hallii is the source of this 2959-nucleotide messenger RNA. RefSeq names its product subtilisin-like protease SBT1.5. The coding region runs from base 243 to 2675 and encodes 810 amino acids. The record is from RefSeq and is a predicted model, not a curated record. Lineage: Eukaryota; Viridiplantae; Streptophyta; Magnoliopsida; Poales; Poaceae. Gene Ontology annotation, biological process: proteolysis. The transcript has a single exon. Gene Ontology annotation, molecular function: serine-type endopeptidase activity.